UGUAGUGACGGGGUUGUUAAAAUACACCCAGUUUCGUAUUUCAGCUUCUUUAUAAGAAGAAAAACAAACAAUACUCCCCACACACGGUAAUGUCUUCCCUCUCCGCGUUCACCGACACCCCUGUGGCAGCGUUAAACACACAGGAGAAGCUGCUGACUGACUUUCAGAGAGACUCUCAUCAGGACAAGGUUUACCUCGCGAGCAACGACUUUAGGGACACCCUGUAUACUGGGCAAGUGUGGAGAAGAGAUGUGUAACAUCAAGGACAUAGCCAUGAACUUAACAUUAGAGGGACCUGGAUUGGAGGCAUUCUAGAACAUUCCUGCCAUAUUAAUAACUCAUUGGAACACUGACAGAUCCUAACAAUACAACAAGUUAAAUACGUGGGUGAGGAAGGUCAGUCCACGAUGCUCCCUCUCAUCCUGAAGAUCAAGCAGCAGCUUGAAACUGACCCAACCCUUAACCCGGAGUACCCGCCUCCACUUGGCAUCCCGGAAUUCAGCAGGAGAGCAGUGGAGCUGGCCUUAGGCAAAGAGAGUCGUGCCAUCGUGGAGAAUAGGGUUUUGGGAGUGCAGACAGUGGGCAUCUCAGGAGCACUUCGUCUUGGAGCAGAGUUGAUAAGGAACUGCUACUGCCUCAAUUCCUCCUGGCCUGGCAGUGUUUUCCUACCCUCGCCAUGUGAUGAGUCCCUACCAGCUAUCUUUAAAGCAGCGGGCAUUGGGGAUGUGCAGCAUUAUCGUUACUGGAACAACAUAAAUCGCUGCGUUUGUAUAAAGGAAAUGGAGGAGGACCUGGACAAGGCUCCAGAUCAAAGUUUGGUGGUCCUGUCCGCUUCAGGACACUUUCCCACCGGAGCCGAUCUUUUACAAGAAGAAUGGAAACGUGUGACUGAAGUUAUGGUGAGGCGUCGGCUUCUGCCCUUCUUCCUGCUGCCGGCUCAGGGUUUGUGUAGCCGAGACAUGGAGCAGGAUUCCUGGAUUCUGAGAUACUGCGUGUCACUGGGGAUGGAACUACUGUGUGCUCAGUCUUUCUCUCACAAUUUCAGCCUAUAUGGAGAGAGAGUGGCUCACCUGCUGUUUGUUCUGAAGGAAAAUGGUUCUCUGCUGGCUGUCCAAUCCCAGGCAGAGAAGAUCGUCCGAACUCUCUGGUCCCGCCCACCAUCGGGAGGUGCUAGACUGGUUGCGACAGUGCUCAGCAAUCCCGCACAUCUGGUUGAAUGGCAAGGGGCUCUGAGGGGUGCAGGUGAGAGGUGCAUGCUGAUGAGGGAACGUCUCAGAGACAAACUGCGACUGCUUGGGAGUCCAGGCCCCUGGGAUCACCUGAUUAAGUCGGGAGGACUAUACUGCUGUAUCGGACUGACUGUUGAACAGGUGAAUUUUCUGCUGAAGAGGAUGCACAUUUAUCUGCUGCCCGAGGGCUGUUUGAACGUAAGUGCCAUCAACAGCGACAAUCUCGACUAUGUGGCAGAAUCCAUUCAUCUGGCUCUGACAUCUCAACAAUGACGUAACACAGUUACCAUGGUUUAUUUUGUGUUGUUUUUUUUUUUCUGUUUCCUGUGGCAGCUCAUAAACAACAAUGUAUUCGCGAUCCAGCGUGUGUUUUUACCGCUGCGCCACCUGAGCGGCUCGGAAUUUUAUUUUAAGUUUAAACACAUAAAGUUAAAUAAAAAUGCAAAUACAUAAAUUAUAUUGAGACACGGUCAGAAAACUGUCAGGCUCCAUCCUAAAUCAUCAUAAAUCUUACUAAAAUGCACACUCACACUGAGCAUAGCAAAAUUCACUCAAAUACACACUUUGGUCACAUUAGUUACUGGUUAUACAAGAUUUAUCAGUUCACAAGUCUUUAAUAUCAAACACAGUCAUGGACAAUUUUGUAUCUCCAAUUCACCUCACUUGCACAUCUUUGAACUGUGGGAGGAAACCGGAGCUCCUGGAGGAAACCCACACAGACUCGGGGAGAACAUGCAAACGUCACAAAGGACCCAGACCGCUCCACCUGGAAAUCGAAUCCAGGACCUUCUUGCUGUAAGGUGACAGUGCUACUCACUAAACCACCGUGCCACCCGCAGAUACUUGUAAAAUAUCUUCCACAGAGUGUAGCUAUUUCGAUUUAUUUAUUUAUUAGGAUUUUAUUGUCAUAUUUUACACACUUUGGUUACAUUUAUGACAGGACAGGUAAUUACCGUAGACCGCUUCACCUGGGAAUCAAACCCAGGACCUUCUUGCUGUAAGGCAGCUGAGCCACCGUGCCGCCCUGACAGUUGUCAAUAACACAUCUUAAAUAACAAAGCUUAAUAUGAACACAUGUGGCACUGUCUGUGCUCCAAAGAUAAAGUUUGUCCCAUUGCAUUGGCACUAAGUCUCCUGACAUUUCUUAUUUUUGUAAUAUUUACAUGCAGCUUUGAAUGUGUUCUGAGUGCUGUAAUCCUCUAAAUCUGGUUCCUGGAGGGAAAAGGUGGUAGAACUGUCACUGUGUUGUAUAAAUGUAUUUUUAAAUGUUAGUUGAGAAUGGUGUGCGGAUCAAUAUUUAAUGUUUGAUGAUUUUUCUUGUUAUUGCUAGAAGGGUAUGCAGAUUUUCAAAGCAUUUAUGUAUUUCAAAUGUAAGAAUAAAAUGUAUCG
This is a messenger RNA of Trichomycterus rosablanca, 2618 nucleotides long. RefSeq names its product glutamic-oxaloacetic transaminase 1 like 1 (gene got1l1). The transcript is spliced from 9 exons. NCBI's taxonomy places the organism in Eukaryota, Metazoa, Chordata, Actinopteri, Siluriformes, Trichomycteridae. Gene Ontology annotation, cellular component: cytosol. Gene Ontology annotation, molecular function: pyridoxal phosphate binding; L-aspartate:2-oxoglutarate transaminase activity. The record is from RefSeq and is a predicted model, not a curated record. Gene Ontology annotation, biological process: L-aspartate biosynthetic process. The coding region runs from base 408 to 1502 and encodes 364 amino acids.